GGGGUAUUCCUAUAACGCCAUUUUUGUAUGAAAACAUAUCUUGCCAAAUCAUAUAUAACAAUGUCAUGUUUAUUUAUGUUCCGGCGCCACCCAUUCCUAUGUCCCAUCCCCACAAUCUUGAUGAGCCGCUUGGUGUGCGCUACACGGGUGGAUGCUUGCUGCAGUCCACGGUAACGUUACAGGUGACGCGAUGCCUCAGAAUGGUAUGAACAAUGAGGGUCGAAGAAGAGGAAUGAGUCGCAGAACCUGUAAAGCCAAUGGUCAGGUCAGCGGUCAGGUCCCAGGCACAGGUUUGGUUAAUGGAGCCGUUGUUCGUAAUGGCUGCCCAGCCGCUGACACUAGAACGAGUGAGAACACACCAGCUGGCACACUGAAUGGUACCAAAUCACAAUGCAUGGUUAAUGGUUAUAUUAACCAUGGGUACAAGGGCAAGAGUUGGAAAAGAGCACCCCAGAGGACAUUCAGGAAACAAGGAAGCACGAUUUCAGUUGUCGGCGAUGCCUCAGCAGAUGGCCGGGUCUGCAGUGCUGGCUUUCCAGGUGGGAUCUCAGUGAAUUGUGCCACCAGUCUAGACACUGUUGAUUUGCCCUGUAAUUCUGACCAAAUGGCACCAGAGCCCAGCCCGUCAGCAACAGCAAAGAAACAGAGAAGAAGAAAGAUAUUCAGACGUAAGAAGAGAGGCACUGAGGCCGCCUGUCUGGAGAACUCGACACCCCCACUGGUCCCACCGAAAGAGGAGGAAGACUGGGAGAAUGAGAUCAAAGAGGUCACACUGACUGACUGGGAAAAAAUGCCUUUUGGGGUCAGACCAUAUGGUCCAGAAGAUGUGCUCCAUUUUGCUCUGCGGGAUUUGACGCUUAUAGAAAGGGACACAGUUGACCUGCCGGUGACAGCCAAUUACAGCCCAGCCCGACACCACCCACGCCCUAUGCAAUGGUUCAGCUACAGCAUUCCCACUGAGCAAGACCAGUUCGCAGAUGCUGAUGAGUAAGCCAGACGUAUGCUGUUGUGUUAGAGGAUUUCUAGAAAUCAAUGUUCACGUACCACAGUUGACUAAGGAGUUCUGCUGUGAGCGUAGUUAGCCCUUAUUGGCACUGUGCACAUUUGUUUUCCCUCAUCUGAAACAUUAGAGGAAUACAUUAAAUUUAAAACUCUAGUUUAGUGUUUAAGCAAAGCUUCAAAAUCAAAUAGGUUAACCAUAGGUCAAAAAUUGUAGGGUGCAGUCUAGGUUGGUUGUUUUUUUGUUUUUUUUAAAUCAUAGGUUUUAUUUUAUCAUUUAUAUUUAUAUUUUAUCUUUGUUUUAACAUAUUAAUUUCUUAGCUUCUGUGGUCUUAAGAAAUGAUUUUAGGUAACUACCAUUCAAUAUGUGCCCGUUCAGUGACUUGUUACUGAAAGUGGUCAUGCAUUUGCUGUUCCUCCAUUUCAUAGCUUCAUAAUUUUGCAAGUCUUCCAACAACUGAACUGAAUAGUUUUUAUCUAAAGGUUUUGUUGUGUUUUAAGAUGCCAGAAAUGGGAACACUGUUGUCAUAAGUUGCUCUUUCUGAGCUAUACGAUCAAUUUUAUGGUUUAUAAAUUGCACAUGUUCACAACAAGUACGUUAAGCAACUAUUUUAGUUUGGGGCAGUGAGCUUAACCAAGAAAUCAUGGUUUGAUUAUGUAAUGAAAACUCAUUGUCUCAUUGUUAUCUGCCUAUUUAGAUUUUCAUUUUCACAACAAUAAAUCAAAAUUUCUUCUACAAA
Messenger RNA from Micropterus salmoides (largemouth bass), 1739 nucleotides. RefSeq lists its product as uncharacterized. NCBI's taxonomy places the organism in Eukaryota, Metazoa, Chordata, Actinopteri, Centrarchiformes, Centrarchidae. The record is from RefSeq and is a predicted model, not a curated record. Bases 152 to 991 code for a protein of 279 amino acids. The transcript is spliced from 4 exons.